AUGCCUUCGUACACGGGCAGUGUGUCUGAGGAGGACGACCCUAGUCUCUCCGCCGAGGACGAGGAAGUGGACGAGACUUUCGUGGCGCUGCAGAAGCUGCUUAGGGCCCUGAAUCGCACCAGCCGUGGGAGCAUCAGCAGCAACAACGGCAGCUUUCUUGGAGGAAGUAGCAACAGCGCCCAGGUUGCCCCCAGUGAUACCGGAAACAGCAAUCAGCCGCGUUUGUCGCGUGAGGAGAUGCUAGAGACGCGACGACAGGAGCGCGACCGGUUUCGUCGCUCGCUCUUUGCCAAGAAUAUCAAUACGAAUACUCACCACACGCGUCGCCGCCGCACAUGUCCGGCCUACUACUGCUCCGAGGAGGAAGAGGAGGAGGAGACGUCUGUGCCCUCUGUGGAGAGCACUAUUUCCAACAGGUUCAUGAACGGAUCCUUUUCCACCCUCAACGUGCACGUGAUCUCUCGCGAUCGGUGGUCGACAGAGGACCGUGUUCUCGAGCGCCUUCCCAUCGUCAUGCUGCCAAAGAGUAGAAAGAUCUCGAUUCCUACGGACAAUGAGAAGAUCAAUGUCGUUCAGACGGAUGAGUUUAUUGAUCUGCGCGAGAAGCUAGUCGAAAAUAUGGCCCCCGGGGCUUCAACCCUGCACUACCUGACGCCGCCGCGCUCAACGUGGUACAUGCAGAUGCACGACUUUGAGGAGCUUAAAUGUUGA
This is a messenger RNA of Phytophthora infestans T30-4, 711 nucleotides long. RefSeq lists its product as uncharacterized. The record is from RefSeq and is a predicted model, not a curated record. Bases 1 to 711 code for a protein of 236 amino acids. The transcript has a single exon. Lineage: Eukaryota; Oomycota; Peronosporomycetes; Peronosporales; Peronosporaceae.